GUUAAGCCUAGCGCUUCUUGACAGUGCUUUUACUGCUUGCCAACCUCGACUAACAUAAAUCUAACAAUACAAAAAUUGAGAACACCUUAAUGUGAACUUUUAAAUGUUACAGAGUUUCUUUGUACAACGUCACUAACGUCCUGUAGGUCACACUGUGACACAGGUGUUUUGUAUGGGCAUACAAUAUGACGUGUUUCUCUUCCCCGCCACCCUCCCUUAUUCUGACUGCUUUGGCGUUGUCUUAAUUCUAAUUUGUGCAAAUUAAGUUACUGAGUAUGAAUGUAUCGCCAAGUCGAGAAGCAGACUGAUUAAUUUGGGCUGGUGAAGAACUCGACCGCGUUAAAACUAUUUAUCACUACAUAUCCCAGAAUGCAUCUGCAACAUCCUGUUGUCACUUCACUCUUCCUGGCUUCUCUGGUGGCAGUCACUGCAUGGACCGACAUGAUGGCCGUGGUUGUGUCACGGAGCAUGCACCUCUGCAGCCAGCCGUGGGAGCCUUAAGAAGAAGCUGAGGGAGCCCCCAAAAAUAAGGCAGGGCGUCUUCAUGAAAGUCGUAAGUGGGCUAGGGCGGCCAUGGACCCAUUCAGCCAACUCAUCCUCACCAUCUCGGUGACAAGCUUCUUCACCUUCCAGUGGCUCUUCCACAAAGUCAGCCCCUGGGUGUCGGUGCGUGUUAGCCUAGGCUUCCUGGGCCUCAGUGACAAGCAGAAGGUGGAAUGGAACUCGAGGACGGUGUCAACUCUUCACGCACUGGUGGUUGGAAUCUUCUGUCUCUACAUUUUGUUCUUCGACGAUGCCGUCAAUGAAGAUCCAGUCUGGGGAGAUCCAACAUUAGUAAAUACUAAUGUUGCCAUCACAACAGGCUACCUCAUAUCAGACCUGCUGCUAAUAUUUUACUAUUGGAGGGCAAUAGGAGACAAGUUUUUUGUAGUACACCAUCUGGCAGCGUUGUAUGCUUACUACUAUGUACUGGGCCAAGGCAUGUUGCCUUAUUUUGCUAACUUCCGUCUACUCGCCGAGUUUUCUACUCCAUGUGUGAAUCAGCGCUGGUUCUUCGAGGUUCUAGGCUACCCCAAGACCUCGCGGCCCAACAUGGCGAACGGCGUGGCCAUGGCGGUCGUGUUCUUCGCUGUGCGUGUGGCCGUCAUGCCCGUCUACUACGCGCGCAUGUAUUCCGUGUACGGCACAGAGGCCUUCUACCUGGUGCCGUACGGCGGGCGCUUGGCGUGGAUCUGCUCCAGCAUCUGCUUGGACGUCAUGAACGUCAUGUGGAUGCACAAGAUCGGCCGCGGAUGCUACAAGGUGCUGCAGUCGGCGCGCAGGAGCAAAGCGACUCAGGAGAACGGGAAGUCCAACUAACGCGGGGGAGGACCCUAACUUGUCCAAGGGGCACCGAUACAGGAGAGAAUGUACUUUUGAAAGUGGGCACAGUAGCUGAAAUAUGAUGGACCAUGUGACGGACCAUCGUUAAGCCAUGCAUGUGUCCAUGGCCCAUUUCGUUUUUAAUAAGCGACUACUUGGAUGAACAAUUUGAGCCUAAACCAAAACAUUUCUUGGUUUAUUUCCACACAUACACUGGUCAAAGUGACUGCUGGCUGAUGAAAAAGAAGAGGAGUACCUCACCGAUGGUCAGUGCCAUUAAAUCCUUGGAGAGAAGGUCAGCCAUAUUUUUUUACAUGACUUCAGGGCCAAGAAGAAGGAAAAUGCUAAGAUAACUGUUCCAUUUCACAACUUCAUUGGAGUAUUUAUACAUGAUGGCUGAUGGGGGUUUUUGUAGGAAAAAGCUGUACCUUUAAAAAUGCUGAAAGGGGAAACUGAAUGUCAAUGCUUGGUCUUACUAUGAGGGAUUUGAUGACAACAAACACGCACAGGUUCACCAGUGUAUUUAUUCAAGCAUCAGGAGCAGGGGUGUCCAAUAAAAUAGUUUGAGUAUUAAUAAGCUAAAACCAACCAAGUGUCAUUGAAGAUAUGCCAAGAUUCUAAAACCUUUAAACCUAGGUUUAAUUGGAAUUCAAUUUGAACACAUUGUUAGUUCAUGCAUUCAUUUUAAAACUAUUUGGGGCUAUAGAUUUCAUGUAGAUAUUUCUGAUGGAAUUCUAUUGGUAGGCGCCAGUGUAUAGUGGUAUUUUGUCACUCAUUACACUUGUAUUUGAAAUCUCUCACUGAAAUAAAUCACAUUUAUCUGUGCUUGGCUCCCCAAAUCAGCACUAUUUUAACAUGUAACAUGCCUUUUAAAAAUACAAAAUUUUUAGGCUAGAAAUAUGGUAGCAAAACAGUAUAAUACAAUGCAGUUCAAACAACUGCAGUAGUUUUAGGAAUUACUCUAAUAAUGUACAGCAUUUUACCUUAGAGAGUGUACGAGGGUAUCUUCUUUGAGCUGCUUGUCCAUCAAACACACUAUCAGCAGCUUCUCCAUAUUUUCAUGGAUAAAUGUCUGCCGUUUAGAUAUUAUUUUAACAUUUGUGGCUGCCGUUAAAAUCAUUCUGCAUAAAUGUGGUGCAGAGUAGUGGUGCUACACUUGAAGUCGGUGACACGCUCGGUCAUGUUUCUGAUUAUUUCUUUAAUUCUCUGAAUCUGAUCCACUACUACUCAGCGCUGUCCUUUGCACUCAUUUUCUUCCUUCCCAUAGUUGAAAACAUAAAAGUAAGUCAAUCUCUAGCUACAAGCUAAUGCUAGCAAGUAAGACCAGCUGUUGGGAUCUUACAGGGUUCACUGUGACAUUUGCUACUCCCAAAUACCAGUUGGGAGGCUCUGCCCAAAUUUUUUGCUCACAAACUUAAAAAUAUCUGAUGCAAGUGGAGUCUAUGUGCAGUUCAGUAUAUUUGAAUAAAAACAGCCUUCGUAUCAUAUUUUUCUCAUUGUAUACUACUUUUUAUAAUUCUGUAGGCCGAUAAAAAAAUAAAUGGCCUUCCGGUCUCACUAUGUUUGGACACCCCUGAUUAUGACAGGAAAAAACCCUAACUUUUACUUAAAGGCACUUCCCUCCUGUACUGAGCUGCAUUGUUUAUUUCUAAAUUAUGAUAUGGGAAAAUGAUACAGUAUUUAGUCACAAGGACGCAAACAUUGAUAUUUAUUUUUUUAUUCAUUUGUGUUGCCUUUGUGAAACAUUUUUAAUUGCACAUUUUCUUUCCCAGAUGACUCAUCUUAUUUUUGGCCUUUCUCCGUUUUGUUUUCUUUACAAAAAAAAAGUAGUCUUUGUUCCUUUUAACCUGUGGUAAUUUUUGCUCGGCAGCAAGUUUCAUCCACAGCAUUGUGUCUAUUAUGUGUGACGGGGGCUCACCUGAAGAGCAUCAAAAGUUACUAGUUGGUGAGUAGUUUUAUUGGAUCUCCAAGGGGAAAUAUACUAGUCCUUCUGCAUGUACGCAUGAAGAUACAAAGCAUUCUACAUUCUCAUCGCCAUAGCACAUGUACACAAUGUUUACCUGUAAAGUGUCAUAUCCAGCACAGAAAUACUUGAAAGAAUCAGCACAGUUUAUGAGAACAAUCUGGGCAGUUGCAAAUACCAAACCCUCUUUCUGGCAUUGUAUUAUGUGUUUUUAAAUUAUUAUGCUGCCCUCGGUUGGUAUAUUGUGUCGAGAAGAGAAGUGGGAGCGGUUAUGUGACAUUCUGUGAAUGUGUAAGAGCAAAUAUUGACCAUUACAUUUUUGUUUGUUCCUUAAUAAUAAAUGCCAAAUAAACUGAUG
Molecule: messenger RNA, 3683 nt
Organism: Entelurus aequoreus (snake pipefish)
Lineage: Eukaryota; Metazoa; Chordata; Actinopteri; Syngnathiformes; Syngnathidae
Product: TLC domain-containing protein 4-B-like
Exons: 8
Coding region: 574-1359 (261 amino acids)
Biological process (GO): lipid homeostasis
Cellular component (GO): endoplasmic reticulum; membrane
Source: RefSeq, a predicted model, not a curated record